Messenger RNA from Hippopotamus amphibius kiboko, 942 nucleotides. RefSeq names its product olfactory receptor 8K3-like. Gene Ontology annotation, molecular function: odorant binding; olfactory receptor activity; G protein-coupled receptor activity. The record is from RefSeq and is a predicted model, not a curated record. Gene Ontology annotation, cellular component: membrane. Gene Ontology annotation, biological process: G protein-coupled receptor signaling pathway; sensory perception of smell. Lineage: Eukaryota; Metazoa; Chordata; Mammalia; Artiodactyla; Hippopotamidae. The transcript has a single exon. Bases 1 to 942 code for a protein of 313 amino acids.
AUGGAAAAGCAUAAUGGAACAGUGCUGAGUGAAUUCAUCCUCAUGGGAAUCACAGACCGCCCUGAGCUGCAGGCUCCAUUAUUUGGGCUCUUCCUCAUCAUCUACAUGACCUCAGUGGUGGGCAACUUGGGCAUGGUCAUCCUCACCAAGGUGGACUCCAGGCUACAAACACCCAUGUACUUCUUUCUCAGACACCUGGCUCUUACUGAUCUUGGUUAUUCAACAACCGUGGGACCCAAAAUGUUGGUAAGUUUUGUUGUGGAUCAAAAUUCAAUCUCCUGCUAUUUUUGUGCCAUGCAAGGAGCUUUCUACAUUAUAUUCAUUGUUAGUGAACUUUUUAUUCUGUCAGCAAUGUCCUAUGAUCGCUAUGUGGCCAUCUGUAACCCUCUGCUCUACUCAGCCAUCAUGUCACAAAGGGUCUGUUGGGUGCUGGUGGCAAUCCCUUAUCUCUAUGGCACAUUUGUGUCUCUUCUAGUUACCAUAAAGAUAUUUAAUUCAUCGUUCUGUGGCUACAGUGUAGUGAGGCAUUUCUACUGUGAUUGUGUUUCUUUGUUAUCUUUGCUCUGCUCAAAUACACAUGAUAUUGAACUGAUUAUUCUGAUUUUUUCAGGUUUUAAUUUGUUUUUGUCUCUUCUGACAGUUCUUGUGUCUUACUUGCUCAUCCUUGUAGCCAUUCUUAGGAUGAACUCUGCUGGGGGAAGGCACAAAGCUUUGUCCACUUGUGGAUCCCACCUGACAGUGGUCACCGUGUUCUAUGGGACUUUACUAUUUAUGUAUUUGCAACCCAAGUCUAGCCAUUCCUUUCACACUGAUAAAGUCACUUCUAUAUUUUAUACUCUCAUUAUCCCUAUGUUAAAUCCCUUGAUCUAUAGCUUGAGGAACAAAGAUGUAAAAUAUGCUGUGCAUACGAUAUCAAAAAAAACAUGCAAUAUCUUUUCUUAA